AGUCUUCUUCCUGAAGUCACUUAGAAGUCAUUUCAACAUUUCCACUGCUUUCUAAGAAGGGGUUGGAACAGCAGAAUAAAGAUAUAUGCAACUCUUAAAAAAAUUUGCUACUCAGUGAAAAACCAGUGGUGGUUAAGGAAUCCUUAUGGGUCGAUGCUGAUAACUUGACAUCCUACAGACACCACGUCCUUUGGAGUGCCUGCCAGCGACAUUCUACCAUGAGAUCGUAAUUGAUUCAUGGGGCUAUUUCUUCUAAAAUAAGAUUCUUCCCAAAUCUGAUGGGCAAUCCCACGAUUCAGAGUUGGUAAGUAUGAUGACUGCCUUUAUCCUUCUGAAUGUCUGACAUCUCGUAGUAGUAAUUACAAAGCUGUGUGUGUUUUCUGCACAGGAGCAAACACAGAAUAUUAAGGAGGAAAGGUAGGGAGAGUUUUAAGUUACACAGCUAAGUAAAGGGCUGGUACUACUCUUGGAAUGAGUAACAAUUCUAGCAAAAUCAGUAUUUUGGUGUGAAAUAUUUGGUAGAAAUGUAGCAGCUGCAGAAUCAUUCCUAGUGCGAUAUUGUUAGAAAAUAGAGUCUAUAUUUACAAUCUAUUGAUAAACGAAUUUAUUAAGAAAUGAAAUUCUUGUUAAUUACUCAUUGACUUAUUCAGCUUGCAUUCUAAUAUAUUUUUAUUAGUGGAACUAUUUCUGAACAAAGAACCACUUUUCAGCAACUUUAGAAUUCUGUAUAUUGCUAAGCCAGAAUAUUAAAUAUACGGAUGAAAAUAUUUAAUAAAUACAGCUUAUACCUGCAAAAUAAAAUUAAUUAUUUUUGGUACAUGUAUGAUUUUUUUCCUUAGAUUAAGCGAUUCUGCCUUAGUUGCAACUUGUCCCAUACCAAUGGCUCCCUCUUCAGGCUAUUCCUAAAAUGUGCUGCCUCUCUUCCUAAAUGUGCUGCCUCUCUUUGUAUUUUGUUACAAAUGUUUCAUCUUGUAAGACUCCACCUUGCACGGUCGUGUCUUCUUCUCUGCAUUGUUUCCUCUCAGUAAACAAAUGAUGAAAUAACUAAUGGACCAGGCAGGUUCACUUGCUGUUCCUUGAGACCCAAACAUACAAAUCUUUUAAGCCACAUGGAAGGAAUUUGUUAGCUGCAGAGAAGCUGAGGUUAAAGGACAUCAAAAGGUUGUUUCACCUCUUUUCCUCAUGCUGAAAAACAUCUAGAACAAUCAGAUUGUUCAUAAUUGUAUUAUUCUGACAACUGCCAGUGGCUUCUGUAGACUCUCAAAUUAUGUCUCUGAAAUCCCACAGGUAUCUUUACUACAAAUUUACCCAUAUUCCAUGAGGAUUUCCUAUUAUACACAGAACAGUUAAAUUCUGUACUAUAACCCUUAGGUACAGGACAAGGACAUAGCCCUCUCUCGCGAAUGUCCUAUGUGGUACUUUGCUGUUUUAAAUUUUGUUCAUUCUUUUCAGAUCUUUCCCAAGACACUGGUAAAGCCCGGGGUGCUUCACUUUGCUUCAAUGAAGGGCUCAGGCCACAGCAACUGCUUUGUUUUCAACCCAUUCUUACAGUCUUUACAAGCACAAGAGAAUUGGUGUUGCUGUGCCAUAAAUUUAGCAGAGUAGCCAGUGACUGUUGGACUAUCACUGUAAGUUGUCACUUCUAGCUGGUAAGCUCGUGCACACUGUGUCACUGGAAAGUCAAUGAACUGCAAACCUAUUCCCGAAGAGGUGUUCUCUCCUUGUGUCUCUGUGCCACGCUCUUGAAGUAUGCUAAAAGCUGUUUAACUAAGAUAUGGUCGACUAAAAAAUGUUGUGUCAUCAGGAGAUAAAUAGGAAACCUGCAUUUUAAAAAUCAAAAGACACCGUGAAAAAGCAACUGCAUUUCACCACAGGCAUCUGAAGACUCUUUACAUGUUGCUUCUUUGCUUUGAUAUUAUACUUUAUCAUGUGACUUGGUUUAAGAAGAGGGAAAGAACACUUAGUGUUUCAUCAUCGUGGUUUCUUCACGAGUUUAUAAAACACGAAAUACUUUACAAAUUGCCUCCCUCUUGCCUUUUCCAACUGUUUCUCCCUUGAACUGCACUCCCUGGAAAGGUAUUUUAGUGCCGGAGCGUCGGCACCCUUCGAUUGCUAUCCCUAGGGAACGGCUGCGGGCUGUGCGUCAAGGACUUGCCUCUCCCUGCUCCUCCAGAACAGGUUUCCCAAGGACCAGAUGCAAAUCUCGCUGCGGUGCGAUGCAGGGUGAGAAUGCGAAGCACAGCUUUAUGCACAGCCCUGUGCGGCCCACGGUUACCGCGGCGCAACCCAGGGCGGGGGCCGCCCGAGGGGCAGAGGCCACGCACCACGGAACGAACGCACGGGCAGCUGCGGGAAGCCCCAAACCCGCACCCGCUGGCUCCCGCCAGCGCCGUCUGCUCUCGUCCCGGCAGGCGCACCAAGGUGCGGCCUCACCGGGACGCGCGUUCCGGGGAAACCCUCGUAGCUCCGUCCUUCCUUUAGGGGCCAUCCCAUCCCGGGGGGUGGGGGGCGGCAGCAGCCGGGAGUCAGGGGCGCUGUCAGCGCAGGCCAAGAUGGCGCCAGGGCGGGGGCGCGCGCGCGGCGGCGGCGGCUGCCGUUGGGCGCGCGGCCCCUCGCGCCGGCGGCGGCACGAGCGGCGCCGCCGCACCGGCUCCCAGCCCGCCGGCGCCGCCGCGUCACGUGAGCGCGACUCGCCCCCGCCCCCCCUCCCGCGCGCCGGGCGUGACGCAGCGCGGCGGAUCUACGGCGCGCCACUGGUGACACGGCUCGGCACAAGCGGAGGCGCUCGGCUCCCCCCGCGCGGCGCUAAACCAAAUGAUCUUCAAUUGGUAAUAUCACUGUUAAGAAUGGAUGGGGAGGAAAAUAAGAAGAGAGAUGAUGUUGAUGAGAGUUUACAAGUUGAGUUGACAGAAGAAUCCCCAAGAAAUACAUCAGGAGAAAAUGCUGUAUGUGACUCUUCAUCUCAGCAGGAAACAAAACUUACAUCAGAUGAAGUGUUCAGGGACUUUGAAAAGAAAGAAAAAGAAAAUGGCACAAACAAAACAGCACUUUCAGAAUCAACAAACCUGGAUGUUGUUGAAGUAGAGAAACCUGCAAAUGUCUCCAGGAAAAGAAAGCUGAGUUCUUCAGAAGACAUGAAAGAUACUGGAAAGAAAUUGCAAAAAGUUUUAGCUGGGGAAUCAUGUGGUAUGUUAGCUGGAGCUGUAAAAAAGGAAGGAGUCGCCAGUUGUCCCGAUAGUGACAUAUUUAAUUCAGAUAUCCUGUGCCUACGUUACAAUUUCAGAUGUGCUGCUGAUGAUGCCAUAUUGAAAAUUCACAAGGAAAAUAAACAUUCACAAGAUGUGUCAGUUGCUGUUUCUGAUAAAUUAUAUUCUUCAGAAGAAAUCAGUGUUGUCUGUACAGCUGGAAACAUAGACAAAGACCCUAAAGGCAAAAUGAGUGAUCAAUGUUUACCUUCCUGCUCUGAUAAGGAAAAGCAUAAACAAGAAAGCCUCUCUAAACCAUCCAAAGAGCAAACAGACCCUCACUGUAGUUGCAUAGGUGAGUGUAGUUCAAGGUCGCAUAUGCAUGUUAAACGAGAUCGUGCGAAAUCCAAGAUAUUUUCUUGUGAUCUUUGUGGUUUUCAGAGUGCUGAAGAGAGUCUCCUAAAUUCUCAUUUCCUUGGCAAGACUCACCUUCGACGCCAAAAUCUUGCUGCACGGGGAGGAUUUGUACAGAUAUUGACAAAAAAAUCCUUUAAAAACCAACAAUCUACUGCAACCAAAGAGAGGAAUGUCAGGGCAAAACCUGGGACCAAUAAAUUAAGGGCAAGAACUGCUGAUGCAAAAGAAUUAAGUGUUUGCAGUGCACUGAAAGGCUCAAAAGCAAGCUUAUCUAAACAAAAUGAUGGCAGUGAACUUGUUGAAAUGAUACCAUCUUCAAAUACUCCCACUGAAAAAACAGAUACUAUGACAGAAGAAACAUCGCUUUCUUCUGGUACAGAAGGAAAUUAUAAAGUUCAAACUGAAAAACUAGAAGUACCAGGACCAUCAGAAAAUAUUGUGCAGAAAACAGAAUCACUUCCAACUACCAAAAAGCUACUUAACAGUUUACACAGGACAAGGAGAUUUGAUAAACUGAAACACAAAAGAAAUGUUUUCUUGUUAAGGUCUUCAUUUGGACAGAGUAGGUCUUCUAGAUUAAAAAGUCAGGUUAGAAGAAGAUACAGAUUGUUGGGGAAUGGUAAGAGACCCAAAUCUGAAACUCGGAGAGUACAUGUAAAGCCUAUCUCCAGCACAAAGCUUAAACAUGGUGAAUCAAGCCCUGUGUCACAUACAGAACUAGAAACAGAUGCUAAAAGUAAUUGUAAUACUCCUGCAGAAAUACAAAAUCUUACUGAAUAUAAGCCAAAUACCCCUUCUUCUAGCACUGCAGGUGCUAAAGAUUCUGAAGUUAAACUUAUUGCUGAUGAUGGUGCUCUUCAUACUUGCAUGGAUUGUGGUCAUGUUUUUCAUGACAGAGAAAGUUUGGAAACUCAUAUUGCAGAGCUUCAUACAAAAAGGAUCCAGUUUCAUUGUCAGAUGUGUAGCUAUUCCUCUGGAGUCAGGGAAGACAUGAAGCAACACUGUCAGGAGAGUAAACACCAGAUGGGUGGUUGUAGCUUUAAUUGUCAGCUCUGUUCAUUUACCAGCUUGAAUGUGGACAGCCUUCAAAGCCAUAUGAGUGAAGUGCACAAAAUGUCCCAUAGUUGUCCAGCUUGCAUUCUUUUUUUUCAAUUGGAAGAAGAGCUGAUAAAUCAUCAAAAACAUGAGAAACAUGAUGGUUCAUUAUUUCAGCAAGCUACUCCAUUGAGUAACAGUGAUCAGACCUUGCAAGUGGUACCUCACAGUGACUCAGUAUCGAACAAUAGCCAAAGACUUGCAAAGGAAAUGGAAGUGUCAAUGCAAGAAAAAACACCAGACUCUUCCUUCAUAAAUCAUAGAAAUGAACUAAAGCAUUCUGUUCUGAAUAAAACCCAAUUUCAAUGUAAAAAGUGUUUUUAUAAGACAAGAUCUUCAACAGUUCUUACAAGGCACAUAAAACUCCGACAUGCUCAAGAGUAUCACUUCCUUUGCAAAGCAUGUAAUCUCUACUCACUGAGUAAGGAAGGAAUGGAGAAACAUAUCAAAAGAAGCAAGCAUCUUGAAAAUGCCAGGAAAAACAACAUUGGACUACGUUUUGAGGAAUGUAUUGUGAAGGUUUGCGUUGGUAUUGGCGGCAUUAAAUCAGUAGUGGAUACUUCCAUUGCUGGGAGUGGAAGUACAGAGUUGGAUAAAGAAAUUAUAGAUGUUUCAUCCUCUUCUGUGGAAAACAUAUCGAGAAAUAAGGAAUUUGUUCUACUUGAGCAAAGGAUUGGUGAAAAUGAAUUGGUUUUAGCUGAUGCAUCCAGAGGAGGGAAACCUAAAGGUACUAUUUCUAGGACAUGUACCCAUUGUGGCCUUUUGGCCUCCAGUGUUACGAAUUUGACUGUUCACAUCAGGCGAAAGCACAGUCAUCAGUACAGCUAUUUGUGUAAGGUUUGCAAUUACUACACUGUCACCAAAGGAGAUAUGGAACGUCACUGUGCAACCAAAAAACACAAAAGCCGUGUUGAAAUAGAAGGAUGUGGAAAACAGAACUCGGAGAUCAUUGUUAGCCCUGAAGGAGGCAAUUUUGAAUCCAUGAGCAAGAAGAUUAACAGCCCCAUGACUGCCUUGCCUGAACAUGUUGAGGAUGGUGGCCCGUCAUCAGAUUUGGAAAAUUCUGUCUUAGACAAUCAGGAAGUUGAGCGAGGAGAUGCUGAGAUAAAAGCUGCAAAUGCCAGUAAGCUACCAGAUAUGCAGCCUGGUAGGAAUUCACUGAAUAUAAACCAACAUGUGUUGCUGGAACCAGCGAGGGUUGCUCAAGACUGUGACCCAAGCUUCCAGAGGAGAGCCAUGGGUGCAAACGACAACAAGUGUGUACACUGCAGCUUCAUUGCUCAUUCUGCUGCUUCUUUAGAGCUGCAUGUGAAGCGAAAACAUACCAAACAAUUUGAAUACUACUGCAUGGCUUGUGACUACUAUGCUGUUACUCGCAGAGAGAUGAUAAGGCAUGCAGCAACAGAGAAACACAAAAUUAGAAGAGAAUCUUAUGUUUGUUCUUCUUCUGGGGAGGAAGCAAAUGCAGCAAGUAUCACUAAAGAAGAUGGUGCUGCUUUGCUUCAAGAGGAGCACCAUUGCAGUGCAGGAGAAUCAAAAUCUAAUUUAGAUGAAACAAAGUGUGUCAAUGAUGCAUCAGAAAGUGAUCAUAUGAAUAAAAGCUUUACUGAGUGUACUGCCUUAAAUGAAAAUACAUCUCCAGGAAUCUCUAGAGAUGUCAAUUCCCAAAAUGCAGUAGGACAUGAACUUGAUAAGGAGUCUACAAAUGGAGGAGAAAACCCUUUUUGUGGAGGAUUCCAGGAAACUCCUCAGAAAGAUAAAGUUGUUGAACUUGUCAAGGAAGUAUCAGUUAAAGAAACAGGUACUUGUGAGGUGCAGAAAAGUAAGCAUGGUCAGGAGCUGCUCAGUUCAAAUGAUGACUGCACUGUGGAAAAUCAAAAUAGAUCAAGCCACACAAACUGCAAUUCAGAAAAAGAUGUGGAGAGCUUGGAAGAAAGUAGUGAAAACAUAGAAGCAGAGUGUAGAGACAAAGACAGUCUCAAAAAAAAAUCACUGAAGAAAAAUAACCCACUUAUGCUAAGUCUUCCAGAAACAAGUAGUGCAGUAGAGCAAUCAAAUUUUGCUGGAAACACUGGAGAAGCAGUGCAAAAUAGACAUAGUUUAGAUGGUAACAGAAGUUUCAGAGAGGAUCCUACUGGGGAGGAGGAAGAAGCCCUUAUGGAAGCACAACGUGAAGCUGAAGUAACUAUAAAUAACAAUGUUUGGGAGGCAGAUGGCUCAACAGCUGAGGGCACGCAAGAAAGUAGUAAUGAGGCUUUAGGAACAGUUAUCAGUGCUGAUGAUAAAGGAAAGGCAAUGCAAAAUGUUGGCAAGUUUGAUUCUUCUAUAGUGAGGUUAAAAAGUCAUCAAGAUGGGGAGGCCACUGACCAUUCUGCAGAAGGACAGAUGUCAGGGGCAGUGAAAGCUAGUGAGCUCACAGUGGCAACAGACACUUCAAGUGGUGGGAAAAAGAAGAAGUCAGAAGGAAUUUCCCUUGGGGAAUCGACACGUAUUCGCUGCGAUGACUGUGGUUUUCUAGCAGAUGGUUUGAGCGGGCUAAAUGUUCACAUAGCCAUGAAACAUCCUUCAAAAGAAAAGCAUUUUCAUUGCUUACUCUGUGGAAAAUCAUUUUACACAGAAAGCAACCUUCACCAGCACUUGGCCAGUGCUGGGCACAUGCGAAAUGAACAGGCGAGCGUGGAGGAGCUGCCUGAAGGAGGCGCAACCUUUAAGUGUUUGAAGUGCACGGAGCCCUUCGAUUCAGAGCAGAGCUUGUUUCUCCACAUCAAAGAGCAGCAUGAAGAGCUGCUGCGGGAAGUCAAUAAAUACAUUGUUGAAGACACUGAGCAGAUAAACAGGGAGAGGGAAGAGAACCAAGGCAAUGUCUGCAAGUAUUGUGGGAAGAUGUGUAGAAGUAGCAAUUCCAUGGCCUUCCUAGCUCACAUCCGUACCCACACAGGAUCAAAGCCAUUCAAGUGCAAGAUAUGCCACUUUGCAACAGCUCAGCUUGGAGAUGCCAGAAACCAUGUCAAGAGGCACCUUGGGAUGAGGGAAUACAAGUGUCAUGUCUGUGGGGUGGCAUUUGUGAUGAAGAAGCAUUUGAAUACUCAUUUGCUGGGCAAACAUGGAGUUGGCACCCCCAAAGAAAGGAAAUUUACAUGUCACCUGUGUGACAGGAGCUUCACGGAGAAGUGGGCGCUGAAGAACCACAUGAAGCUGCACACGGGAGAGAAGCCGUUCAAGUGCACCUGGCCCACCUGCCAUUAUUCUUUCCUCACAGCCUCUGCAAUGAAGGACCACUUCAGGACUCACACAGGCGAGAAGUCGUUCCUCUGUGACCUUUGUGGCUUUGCCGGCGGGACGCGCCAUGCCCUCACCAAGCAUCGGCGGCAGCACACAGGAGAGAAACCAUUCAAAUGUGAUGAGUGUAACUUUGCUUCCACCACACAGUCGCACCUGACGCGACAUAAGCGUGUCCAUACUGGAGAAAAGCCUUACAGAUGUCCCUGGUGUGACUACAGGUCUAACUGUGCAGAAAAUAUCCGUAAACACAUCUUGCAUACAGGAAAGCAUGAAGGAGUAAAAAUGUACAACUGUCCCAGGUGUGACUAUGGAACAAAUAUCCCUGUGGAGUUUCGGAACCACUUGAAAGAGCUACACCCAGACAUUGAAAAUCCUGAUCUGGCAUAUUUGCAUGCUGGCAUUGUGUCCAAGUCCUAUGAGUGCCGACUGAAGGGGCAAGGAGCAACCUUUGUGGAAACCACGAGCCCUUUUACUGCAGCAGCACUGGGAGAGGUUUCUCCAGUGAAGGAGAAGGCCUUUCAGGGCAGCAGGAGACAGCCACAGUCCCCUGAAGAAGUUCAGCAGUUCAUUAUUAUUCAAGGAUACGACGGCGACUUCGCCAUCGAUGCUUCUGUGGAAGAGACGGCAGCAGCCACCCUGCAGACACUGGCGAUGGCGGGGCAGAUGGCCAGGGUGGUCCACAUUACGGAGGACGGGCAAGUCAUAGCCACAAACCAAAACGGCUCCCACGUGAGUAGUGUGGUUCCUGAGCAGAUCCUUACAGAGCAGUUAGCAGAUGGCGCCACACAGGUGGUGGUGGUUGAAGGAGCGGGAGCUGACAUGGAAGAGGCCGUUCAAAUAGACACGGUUCCUGACUCCGGCAGCGCGGUACUGCAGCAGAUAAUGCGGCAAGAAGUUUUAGAUGCUUCUGAGGCUACAGUCCAUCCUCCGGAGUCCUCCUCAGCAUUAGAUGCCCUGCUUUGUGCUGUGACAGAACUGGGUGAAGCGGAAAACCAAUCCGAACUCCUUGACAGAUGCAGGUCUGGUCACAAAGACUUCUUGCAAAUGCCGAACCCAGAGAUGCCCGGCAUUCCCAGUGAUGCAGAGGGACAAGAAAUACAAAUGUUCCAUGAAGUUCAGGAGACUCAGGAAGAUACCAAACCUAUGGAAGUAGUGACACAGGUCAUGCACCCAUCGGCUAUAAUUGCAUCUCAGGAGAGAGCUGAGGCUGCCUUCAAGAACAUGGUGCAAGGAGUGUUGCAGUUUGCUGUGUGUGACACAGCUGCGGCCGACCAGCUCAUGAAAGAAGGUGUCACCCAGGUCAUUGUAAAUGAGGAGGGGACUGUGCAUAUGGUAGCUGGAGAAGGUUCUCAGAUAAUAAUGCAGGAAGCUGGUAGCCACACGCUCAGUGUGCAGAGCGAGCAUGUGGAUUUAGUGGAGUCGGAUGGGCAAAUAUCACAGAUCAUUGUCAGUGAAGAAUUAGCUCAAGCCAUGGCUCAGGGUUCUGAUGGUGACUUCUCUGAAGGUGCAACGCACUACAUCGUCACAGAAUUGCCACCAGACAUGCAGGAUGAGCCUGGUGUGUACUCACACACUGUGAUAGAGACAGCUGGGUCCCAAGACAUUCUGCAGACUGAUACUGCUAUAAAAGCAGAAGCUGUAGCCCCUGAUAGAGCAACAGAGCAGUUAACAAGCAUGGUCAUUUAUACAGAGGGUGGCUCACAGGUAAUUCAGGGCCAGAGAGAUUAUAACAAAGUACAAGAAGCAUGAAGAGCUUCACUAGUAGGCCGGGUGCAGAGCAGAGCUGGAUAUUACCAGAAUCAUGGAGGCACUGUAUUCCUGGAAUGCUUUCUGUGAAGCCUUCUCAUUAGAACUUCCUCCAAACCAGGUAACAAAUACAUGUCCUGCUAAUGGGAGGAGUUCACUGAAGAUGAUAAUACAAUUUUGUUACAAUAGCUCUAAGAACUAUUAUAUGUGAUUAUUAUACAACAAACAUACUAGGGUACAAAACAGGAUAAAAAGCCUCCCGCCCAAAGUAGAAAUUGUUCUGUUCAGUGCUUUCUUUGUUGAUGUUUUUGUCUUAAUGUUGUUUUAUCUCAGGGUAAUUCCCUGCCUUCUGUCAUUUUUGUAUAACAUAAUCACAGGAGUAAAAUAAUUGCACUUACGUGUACAUUUUGUGAACAGAUAAAUAUGCAAAAAAAUACAAGCCCCACAAUAACAAGGUGAAUAGGUAAGCAUACAUACAAUAUUGGGUGCCCUUCUUCAUUUUAAAGUAGAACAGGUGACAUUUUGCUUUCUAAAAUCUUACUUUAAAACAUGCUUGGCUAAAAAAAGAUGUCGUCAAAAUACGGAUUUUUUUGCAUCUAAAAUGAAAGUUUUCGUUUUAGUACUUUACUCUUUCAUGGUAACACAUUAGACUUUCCCUAAAGAAGAGCUCAAAAAAGCUACACUUCAGAAAAUCCUUGAUUAUACAUAUUUGGGAAGAAGAACUUGAUGCCUGUAACUUCCACUUAAUUUUAAAUGAGAGUCCUACAUAAGAAAUGUGCAUUUUUUGAAAAAAAUAUUGUCACUGUCGGUGUUUUGCUUUUCUUAUAACUAGUGCUUCAUAUAAAUACCAUAUUGCAGUUCAUUUUGUGAGCUACUUCUCAAAUGUUAGGAGGAUUUUUAAAUAAAAUUCUGACAUUGACAUUAACAUGUAGGGGGAAAAAAGGUGACCUUGUAUUUCUUGCUUAGUCCAGAAUGUCAGUUAUUUACUUGUGGAUAUACUGCAAUUUUUCAAUGCAAGUUCAUGUUGAAAAUAUUUGUUUCAUGAUAAAACUGCUUCUGUUUCUUUAGAAAAAUUGUAAAAUAUAAACUGGCAAGGUUUGGGGAUUUUUUUUUGUCUUUCAAAUAAAAUGUUAGCAUUAAAAUGAAGCAUCAUGAUUUUUAAUAUUGAACAAUAAACAGAACUGGCAUUCAGCAGGAGCAAACGAAUGCUAUCUGUUAUGUCUGUGCGUUUUCUCUUUUCUCUUUUCCUUUCUCUAGCUUGCUAGAUAGAUAAAGAUAAAAGAAUCUAAUUUCUGAAGUGUGCCUCAUGCAUGCUUAAUAUAAUUGUGUAAGUGUUUAGGGUAUAAGCCAUGCUGACUCUAGAGAUAACUGGGUUUCCUAUCAUGUUUAAUAUCUUAAAAUUAUCAACUGUAAGAAAGUUGGGGUGGGGUAAAACAAUAGUUCCUUCCUGAAGCAACUGCUUAAAAAUGUAUUUUCUGAUAGGGCUGCUGAGAAAAGGUGCUUCAUUCUGGGGCUAUAAGAUCCUGCUGCCUCUUCAUCUCUUAUUAUUAUUAUUUUUCAAAUUUUGUUAUUUUCCAAGAGUUGAGGUUGUGUCUUUGUCAAACCCCCAAAAAAGUAAUUUUCAAGUUAGACAUCAAGAUUCAUAAUUAGGCGAGUUUGACUUGCUCAUCUUUCUUAAAAGUGACAGGCUGUUCACUUAC
Molecule: messenger RNA, 11425 nt
Organism: Motacilla alba alba
Lineage: Eukaryota; Metazoa; Chordata; Aves; Passeriformes; Motacillidae
Gene: ZNF407
Product: zinc finger protein 407
Biological process (GO): regulation of gene expression
Cellular component (GO): nucleus
Molecular function (GO): nucleic acid binding; zinc ion binding
Source: RefSeq, a predicted model, not a curated record